CAGACUGCAGGCACUCUUAUUAUAGAAGAUGCUACAACAUCUGGUGUUUACAGCUGCAUUGCAUCCAAUAAAAUAGGAACAGAGAGAAGAGAUAUAAGUUUUUUGGUUUCAGAUGUUGCAAAUGGAUUUCACAUAACCCUGGACAAGGUACCAAAAGAAGGCGACAACAUGACAUUAACUUGCUCAGUUAACAAAUACUUGUACACCAACAUAAGCUGGGUUCUGCGCAGGCGAGUUGGGAAUCGUACAAUUGACCACAGCAUCAGCAAACAAAGAAGUGCUACCACAACAGAAUACUCAACCAUUCUAACAGUGACUGUCCAUAAUGCCACCCAGGCUGACUCAGGGGUAUAUGAGUGCAGAGCCACAAACACAUACAGUGGAGACACAGUUUCACAAAGCAAAGAGAUUUUUAUCACAGGAGAGCAUCUGGCUAGAAGAACACAUUUUUCACGGACCUCAAAACAAAGAAGAAAACAUUAUGCAACAGAAAGCAGAGCAGCCCACUAA
This is a messenger RNA of Staurois parvus, 510 nucleotides long. The record is from the annotation of a GenBank genome assembly. NCBI's taxonomy places the organism in Eukaryota, Metazoa, Chordata, Amphibia, Anura, Ranidae.